Nannospalax galili (Upper Galilee mountains blind mole rat) is the source of this 570-nucleotide messenger RNA. RefSeq names its product thyroid stimulating hormone subunit beta (gene Tshb). The record is from RefSeq and is a predicted model, not a curated record. Gene Ontology annotation, biological process: G protein-coupled receptor signaling pathway. The coding region runs from base 69 to 485 and encodes 138 amino acids. The transcript has 3 exons. Gene Ontology annotation, molecular function: hormone activity. Lineage: Eukaryota; Metazoa; Chordata; Mammalia; Rodentia; Spalacidae. Gene Ontology annotation, cellular component: cytoplasm; extracellular region.
AUCCUGAAGGGUAUAAAAUGAGCAGAGUCUGGGUCACCACAGCAUCUGCCCUCUAGUGCAAAGCAAGCAUGAGUGCUAUCGUCCUGAUGUCCGUGCUUUUUGCUCUUGCGUGUGGGCAAGCAGCAUCUUUUUGUAUACCAACUGAGUAUACAAUGUACGUCGAUAGGAGAGAGUGUGCAUAUUGCCUAACCAUCAACACCACCAUCUGUGCCGGGUAUUGUAUGACAAGGGAUAUCAAUGGCAAGCUGUUUCUUCCCAAAUAUGCGCUCUCCCAGGACGUUUGUACAUACAGAGACUUCAUCUACAGAACUGUAGAAAUACCAGGAUGCCCACACCAUGUCGCUCCUUAUUUCUCCUACCCUGUUGCUGUAAGCUGCAAAUGUGGCAAGUGUAACACUGACUACAGUGACUGUAUACAUGAGUCCAUCAAGACCAACUACUGCACCAAGCCACAGAAGUCCUAUCUGGGGGCAUUUCCUGUCUAACUUUAAGAGCAAUGUCAUUUGCACUCUGGUUAAAUGUGUUUACCUGGAAUAGAAGUAAUAAAAUAUCAUUGUUUCACAAUAUGUU